This is a messenger RNA of Daktulosphaira vitifoliae (grape phylloxera), 1685 nucleotides long. It is a transcript of the gene Usp14, whose product is annotated as ubiquitin carboxyl-terminal hydrolase 14. The record is from RefSeq and is a predicted model, not a curated record. Lineage: Eukaryota; Metazoa; Arthropoda; Insecta; Hemiptera; Phylloxeridae. Bases 162 to 1625 code for a protein of 487 amino acids. Gene Ontology annotation, molecular function: proteasome binding; protein binding; cysteine-type deubiquitinase activity. The transcript has 11 exons. Gene Ontology annotation, biological process: proteasome-mediated ubiquitin-dependent protein catabolic process; protein deubiquitination; regulation of proteasomal protein catabolic process.
ACGAGCACAUUUAAUAAAAUCUUAUUAUUGUUGAACUUUUGUGCUUGUUCUUUGUAAUAACUUUAUUAUAUUUAUUAGUUUAAACUUUGUGUUAUAAAACAUCUAGUCUCUAUUUUUGCUUUUCUAAUUUAUAAAUAAAAUUAUAUCAUAUUUUUUUAAAUAUGCCUUUUUUUAAGGUUAAAGUUAAAUGGGGAAAGGAAGUAUAUCCAGAUGUGGAAGUUAAUACAGAGGAACCUCCUCUUGUUUUCAAGGCACAGUUAUUUGCUCUAACUGGUGUAAAUCCAGUCCGACAAAAAGUUAUGAUGAAAGGAGGGACCCUUAAAAAUGAUACUUGGGGAAACAUUCAAAUAACAGAUGGUCAAACCAUAUUAAUGAUGGGCAGUAAAGAUGAAGAUGUGCCUAUAGAGCCAACUGUUAAACCUAUGUUUGUUGAGGAUAUGACUGAAACACAAUUGGCAUCUGUUUCUAAUAUGCCUGCUGGUUUGGCUAAUUUGGGAAAUACAUGCUACUUAAAUGCCACUGUUCAAUGUUUGAAGACUGUUCCAGAAUUAAGGCUAGCAUUAAAAGAUUUUAAUAUAACUCCUCAGUCAUCAUUAUCAAAUUUUGCAUUUGCCGAAAAAAUUACUAUAGCAUUAAGUGAUUUGUAUAAAUCUAUGGAAAAAAAUCAAACUAUUCCACCUAUUGUUUUAUUACAAGUAUUGCAUCAAGCUUUUCCAAGAUUUGCUGACAAAGUAGAAGGACAUUAUAUGCAACAGGAUGCAAAUGAAUGUUGGGUUGAACUUGUACGUAUGCUUCAGCAAAAAUUACCACCAUUGAAAUGUAAAACUAAUGAAAACCAAGUUAUAAGUUAUAAAAAUGUUAUUGAUCAAUUUUUUGGAGGAACUUUCAGUGUAGAGUGGAAGUGCACAGAAAGUGAUACUGAAGAAAUAUCGAAGACUUCAGAAUCUUUUCUACAAUUAAGUUGUUUUAUUUCACAAGAUGUCAAAUACAUGCAUUCUGGAUUAAAAAAUAGAAUGCAAGAACACAUAACUAAACAUUCUCCUGUCCUUGGAAAAGAUGCAGUGUAUACAAAAACGUCAAAAAUUAAUAGACUUCCAGCAUAUCUUACUAUUCAGUUUGUCAGAUUUUUCUACAAAGAAAAGGAUAGAAUUAAUGCAAAAAUAUUAAAAGAUAUUAAAUUUCCUAUUGAUUUUGAUGCUUUUGAUUUAUGUACUCCAGAAUUACAAGAAAAACUGGUACCCAUAAGAAGUAAAUUCAAAGAAUUAGAAGACAAAAUGGCUGUUGAAGGUAUAAAACCAGAUCCAAAAAAUUUGGCAGAUUCAAAGGCAGAAAAACCUACAGCCCCUUAUUGGUUUGAAAACGAUUAUGGCUCUAACAAUUCUGGUUAUUAUACUCUUCAAGCAGUUUUAACUCAUAAAGGAAGAUCUAGCUCUAGUGGUCAUUAUGUUGGUUGGGUGAGGGAGUCUCCUAUGUCUAAUAAAUGGAUAAAAUGUGAUGAUGAUACUGUAACACCUAUAACUACUGAAGAAAUACUAAAGCUAUCAGGAGGGGGAGACUGGCAUUGUGCAUACGUAUUACUUUAUGGGCCGAAACUCUUGCAAAUGGAACAUGUCACCAAUUCGUAAAUUAAUAUUUUUAUAAUUAUAAUACUGAUAACAACUCAAUAAAAGAUGUUUAUUAUUUUA